CGAAAGAACACACAGAUUUUUCCUCCAAAAUCCCUUUCUUUUCCUUUUCCCGAGGUUUUAGGCUUUUAUUCAUUUUUAUUUAUUUACUUUUUUUUUCUCGCAUUAUUUGUUCGAAGGUUCCAUCUUUGCAAGUUCAAUCCUGUAUCUGUUCGCAGCAAUAGGGUAUAGUCGUAUAGACAUUAAUCCGAGCUCGUUCUCAUCUUGCAGAGGCUCUGGAAGAACACCCAGGAGUAUUUAGCUGCUUCUUUCCGUUGCAAUGGUCUCUUCGUCUUCAAUCUCUACUUGUUCCCUCAAUGACAGUGUAUUUGUUCGAAGAGCAGCGGCUGUUUCUGCAAACCAAUGCCAGCAGGAGUGUAGGUACUCCUCUUCAAGACUGAUAUCUAAACGAUCACUUCUUUCUCAGUCAAUUUCAGUGUCAACUCGCUCAAGCGGGUUCCUUUCCAUUGAGCAAAAUACUGGAAGAACCUCACAAAGAAGCAAAGGCCGAUGUCAUGCCUUGGAGCUGGAGGUUCAGAAAUCAUCUCCAUUUUCUGUAGGAGAGAAGUUUCAACUUGAUGAUGUGAUAGAGGCUCAGCAGUUCGAUAGAGAUACUCUGAGUGCCAUAUUUGAAGUGGCACGCGAGAUGGAGAAAAUUGAGAAGAACUCCCCUGGUAGCCAAAUUUUAAAGGGUUAUCUAAUGGCUACCCUGUUUUAUGAGCCUUCCACAAGAACUAGGCUUUCCUUUGAGUCUGCCAUGAAAAGGUUGGGUGGAGAAGUUUUGACAACAGAAAAUGCACGUGAGUUUUCAUCUGCAGCAAAAGGAGAGACCCUAGAAGAUACCAUAAGAACUGUUGAAGGAUACUCGGAUAUUAUUGUGAUGAGGCACUUUGAAAGUGGUGCUGCCAGAAGAGCAGCGGCUACAGCUAAUAUUCCUAUUAUUAAUGCUGGAGAUGGUCCAGGACAGCAUCCAACACAGGCACUUUUGGAUGUAUACACAAUUGAGAGAGAGAUAGGCAAACUGGAUGGCAUCAAAGUUGGUCUUGUUGGAGAUCUUGCUAAUGGAAGGACAGUCCGUUCACUGGCAUAUCUGCUUGCCAAGUACCAAGGUGUUAAGAUCUACUUUGUCUCACCAGAUGUGGUAAAGAUGAAGGAUGAUAUAAAAGACUAUCUCUCAUCUAAGGGGGUUGAAUGGGAAGAAAGUGCAGAUUUGAUGGAAGUGGCAUCAAAGUGUGAUGUAGUCUAUCAGACUCGCAUUCAGCGAGAAAGGUUUGGUGAGAGGACUGACCUGUAUGAAGAAGCUCGAGGGAAGUAUAUUGUGGACCUGGAUGUGUUGGGUAUGAUGCAAAAGCAUGCUAUUGUCAUGCACCCCCUCCCAAGGCUGGAUGAGAUUACAGUGGGUGUUGAUGUGGAUCCUAGAGCUGCCUACUUCAGACAAGCAAAGAAUGGUCUCUACAUCCGGAUGGCUCUUUUGAAGCUUCUGCUUGUUGGCUGGUGAUGGAUGCUGGAUCCUUUAUGCUUUUCUUUUUGUUUGCUAGCCAAUGCUUGCGCACUUUAUGCUGCUUAUGCCCAGAAUGGUAAGUUACUUGACUUGUUUAUUGAAGGAAGUUACCCUCUUCCACUUCCCUUUCAAUAACACUAGUUCAUAGCCCCUUCACCAUUUACAAGCACAAGUUGGCAGAGACAUUAUUCAAACAGCUGGCCUGAGCCCUGAACUCAAACAUUUGGCUAAUUUGGCUGGUCAGAAUUGAACAUAAUAGAUAAUUGAGAAUAUAAUUUAGAAGGCUAUGAUUAUUAUUAUAUUCGCAAGUUCAGAUGGGUAUGAUAAUCUAAAAUAUUUCUUUUAGGAGCAUAUCUGGAAAUACAUUUCUUUCAAGGACUAAACGAUUACAAGUGUUUGCCAUUAGGGCAAAACAAGAUGGAGUUGCUUCUUGUUACUGUGUUCUACUUGACAAGAUUGUCCUUCAUAUUGUUUUAUUUAACCACAUUGGGCUGAAAAAAAUUGAAGGUUGUUGUCAAGUAUCAA
Nelumbo nucifera (sacred lotus) is the source of this 2002-nucleotide messenger RNA. The record is from RefSeq and is a predicted model, not a curated record. Lineage: Eukaryota; Viridiplantae; Streptophyta; Magnoliopsida; Proteales; Nelumbonaceae.